Molecule: messenger RNA, 3614 nt
Organism: Cynoglossus semilaevis (tongue sole)
Lineage: Eukaryota; Metazoa; Chordata; Actinopteri; Pleuronectiformes; Cynoglossidae
Product: oxysterol-binding protein-related protein 7-like
Exons: 24
Coding region: 228-2924 (898 amino acids)
Cellular component (GO): nuclear membrane; plasma membrane; cytosol
Molecular function (GO): cholesterol binding
Source: RefSeq, a predicted model, not a curated record
AUCCUCCGGACUGAGAGCACGUUUCCCCAUCCGUUCGUCUGGAUUGGUUUCCUCCAGGCUGGGCUCGGCUCGACUCGUGUUCCUUCGGCUCUACUCGGCUCGGCUCGGCUCGGUUCAUCCCAUUAGUGCAGCAGCUCCAGGUGCGGAUCUGCGCAGAGAACAGGAUCUUCACAGUGUCGUCGUACUUUGCCAUGAGACAAGUUCUGCCCUGAAUUAACUCCGAUUCCAUGCAGCGAUUUCCUCACUACGUGACCCCCAUGGACCCCCAGGUGUGUCCGCUGCCCCUGAGCAGCAGCCAAUCGUUGAUGAGCCUGGACAGAUCGCCGGCCAGCACGUUCAAACCCAGCCACUCACGCAACAGCAGCACCGGCUCCUCCAAACACUCAAAGCAGUCUCGUAACUGGGAGGUGAUCGAAGACCUGCAGCAUCUGGAGAUGAUUUCUGCUCCAGGCUCCACUCUGGACCUCACCAUCCCAGGGAUCUGUGAAGGCUACCUGAUGAAGAGGAGGAAGUAUCCGAUGAAGGGCUGGCACAAGAGAUACUUCAUUCUGGAGAAAGGAAUUCUGAAGUACUCCAAAGCGCAGCAGGACAUCCAGAGAGGGAAACUUCACGGUUCUCUGGACGUCAGCCUGGCCGUGAUGUCCAUCAACAAGAAGUCCAAACGCAUCGACCUGGACGCUGGAGACAAUCUCUACCACCUGAAGGCCAAAAGCCACGAUAUCUUCUACAUCUGGCUGACCAAGCUCUGUGCUCAUCGGCUGUACAGGAAAAACGAGGCCAUGAGCGUCCAUCACGGCGUCCUCCACGCCCUCUCCAUGGGUCAGAGUAAUCUACCAUCCAUGGUCACAUACACCCAGAAGAACCGAGCGAGGCCUUCUUACUACGCCAGCUCCGCCUCAGCGUACCAGCCGGAGAUGGGAAGCCCCGCCCCAUCUCCGGCCACCCCCUCCAACCACGGAGUGACCAAUAAGGUGUCGGCCUGGCUGCAGCAGACCCACGAUCUGGACGUGACCACCAACGACCUCUCUCGCUGUCAGACUGAGCUGACAGAACUGGCUCAGCUGAUCCAGAGACUCCACUGGUUGGAGGGAGGUCUGCCCAUCACCAACACAGACCUGGAGAUGAGGAUCAGCAUGCAGAACUUCUUUCUGGAAAAACCAAAGAGGAAACCUGGAAAAGUCUUUGGUCACUCCAGGACUUUAUCACGUGUUGAAGCUAUGGGCCUGCUGACCUCCAGCCAGUUCAGCACCAACCCCAGCUCUGGUCUGGGGGCUUCUGUCCCUUCCAUCCCUGACUACGUCUACAGUCAGUUGUCCAACCCUCAGGUGACUUCACCAGAGGCCAAGAAGCUCCACCAGGACAUCUGUGCUCUCUCCCAGAGGGUCCAUUCUUCUCUCAAGUCCAUUCACGACGUGUUGUCACUGGAGCGAGAGCGUCUCAGACAGGCCUGGACCGGACCGGACCUGAGGCAGAACACGUCACAGCAGCUGGCCACGCUGUGCAGCACGAUGUCAGAGAGGACGCCAUCUAUGGGUCGACACUGUCAACGCGCCCCCUCAGUGGCAGACUCUAUUGCCGAGUACUUUGACGCCAGCGAGGUUAUCGUGUGCGAGACCUCGUCUGAGGCGGAGGCUUCUGACGAGUCGGGCCUGAGUGACAUCACCACCACUAGCACCUCGGAGCCAGACGAGGGCCACACCACUGCAGCCUUGAACUACAGGGCCAGUCUGAAGGAGGUCAUUGACCCUCCCACGCCCCCUACCAGCGACACAGGUCGCCGAGCCGUACUCCCAGCUCCAGGAUCAGACAACAGCCACAUCGGCAUCAUGACCAUCCUGUACAACAACAUCGGCAAAGACCUGUCCCGGGUCUCCAUGCCCGUGGCUCUCAACGAGCCCGUGUCUCUGCUGCAGCGUGUCAGCGAGGAGCUGGAGUACGCCGAGCUGCUGGACAUCGCCAACCACAUCGACGACCCGUACGAACGCAUGGUCUACGUGGCCGCCUUCUCCAUCUCUGGCUACGCCUGGGCUUCCUGGAGGAAUCGCUACAAACCCUUCAACCCCGUUCUAGGAGAAACCUACGAGAACCACCGUGAGGACCGAGGGUUCCGCUACAUCAGCGAGCAGGUCAGCCAUCAUCCACCCAUCUCUGCCUGUCACGCCGACUCAGAAAACUUCACUUUCUGGCAAGAUCAGAGAUGGAAGAACAAGUUCUGGGGGAAGUCAGUGGAGAUCAUCUCCAGUGGGCUGGUCAACAUCAAACUGCCCCGGUACGGAGACCACUACGAGUGGAACAAGGUGGUGACUUGUAUCCACAACGUGCUGAGUCAGCAGCGCUGGCUGGAGCACUACGGCGAGGUGGUGAUCAGGAACACGCAGAGCGACGUCUGCACCUGUAAGAUCACCUUCGUCAAGUCCCGGUACUGGAGCUCAGACAGCAGUAAGAACGAGGUGCAGGGCGUGGUCCUGAACCGGGCCGGGGAGGUGGUGCAUCGAUUCGGAGGCCUGUGGCACGAGGGCAUCUUCUGUGACACGCUCUCUACGCCAAAGUGCAUCUGGAAGCCGAACGUACAACCGGAUGAUUACGCCCAGUUCUACGGCUUCUCUCGUUACGCCCGGGAACUGAACGAACUGACACCGGAGCUGAAGGCCGUCCUCCCGCCGACAGACACACGAUUCAGACCGGACCAGAGGCUUCUGGAGGAGGGGAAAGUGGCUGAAGCAGAUAAAAAGAAGGACGAGGUGGAGGAGAAGCAGAGGGAGAGGAGGAAGGAGAUGGCCAGUAGGGGGGAGGAGCACACCCCCAGGUUUUUCAGGAAAGCCCUGGACGAGGCCGGCACAGAGGUGUGGCUCUACAACGGAACCUACUGGAACCUCCGCAAAGACCCGGGUUUCGCCAACACCGAGAACCUGGACCUUUGGUAGAACCCUGGUCGAGCCCAGUUCUGAAAAUCCCACAAUGUCACGCAACGCUGCUAGAACAACCUGAGAGAGACGGUCGAGAGCACGCAUGAACCUCCGCCGCAGAGGGGACGUGCCGACGUAGGACGAACGAAGACCGAUCCAGACUUGUUUCAGGUUAGAAAAAAUACAACUGAAAUCCACAUUUGAAAACAUUUAUCUGCAGAGAAUUGUGGGUACUUUUUUUUUGGGCCGGGGGGAGGUUUUUGGCCAGCGCGUCUGUCUGUAAAGUGUCAUAUUAAUGAGGAACACGUUAGAUCUUUUUAAAUUAAAUUUUAAUGUGUCUUUAAGAAUAUUUGUGCUCAGGUUGUUCUCAGUUGCUUCCAAUGCUUUGGAGCACAUGGAGGCCAAACCUGGGGCUCGUGUUGUGGAUUUGGUCCUUCUCCACACUCUGUGGGUCAUGUUGUAUAAAUCCGUGUUGAUUUUGUAAAAAUGGUGUGUAUUUUAUUUUGCCUCUAGUUGAACUUUGGCACAACAAUAUUCUUAACUUCCUACACGUGUCCUCAUUGCUAGUUAAUGGUGCUGGUGGAGAAGGAUGCCCCCUAGUUGAUGCUAUGAAAUUUUUUUUAUGGAUGUUUCAACAAUGGAUUUUUAAAAAAGUGUAGUUUUUUUUGUUAGUUUGGUUUAGUUUCAAAUAAAAGAUUUCAUUAUCAG